Molecule: messenger RNA, 728 nt
Organism: Piliocolobus tephrosceles (Ugandan red Colobus)
Lineage: Eukaryota; Metazoa; Chordata; Mammalia; Primates; Cercopithecidae
Product: 26S proteasome regulatory subunit 6A-like
Exons: 4
Coding region: 269-661 (130 amino acids)
Molecular function (GO): ATP hydrolysis activity; ATP binding
Source: RefSeq, a predicted model, not a curated record
UUUUAUCCUCAGUCCACCACAUGAUUCCAGGAGCCUCUUCAGUCUCUGAAUUGUGGUCAACAAUUAAUGACACCUUUUAUGUGCCAGUCCCCGGGCUGGGGGCCCCAAGUAGAGUGAGCCAUUUCCCUGCCCUAGACAGUUAAGUUAGGCUUCCAGGGGGUAGAGGAGGGGAGGGCUCUGCCUAAGCUGUGCCCUCACCAGCAUCUUGGGCUUCCUGUGCCCUAGCUUUGACAGUGAGAAGGCUGGGGACCGGGAGGUGCAGAGGACAAUGCUGGAGCUUCUGAACCAGCUGGAUGGCUUCCAGCCCAACACCCAAGUUAAGGUAAUUGCAGCCACAAACAGGGUGGACAUUCUGGACCCCGCCCUGCUCCGCUCGGGGCGCCUGGACCGCAAGAUCGAGUUCCCAAUGCCCAACGAGGAGGCCCGAGCCAGAAUCAUGCAGAUCCACUCCCGAAAGAUGAACGUCAGUCCUGACGUGAACUAUGAGGAGCUGGCCCGCUGCACAGAUGACUUCAACGGGGCCCAGUGCAAGGCUGUGUGUGUGGAAGCGGGCAUGAUUGCACUGCGCAGGGGUGCCACGGAGCUCACCCACGAGGACUACAUGGAAGGCAUCCUGGAGGUGCAGGCCAAGAAGAAAGCCAACCUGCAGUACUACGCCUAGGGCGCGCCGGCUGGCCCCGGUCUCACGGCUGAAGUGCGCAAUAAAAGAUGGUUUAGGGUCCCUGCCA